AUGUCAGAUUAUAAUAGUAAUCUUUUAUUUGGAACUCAAGUCACAUAUGAAGACAAUGGUGAAAAUACUUUCGUUGGAUUUUCAAACGAACCAAUUGAAUCAAGCAACCCAUUUUUAGCACCACCACAACAACAAGAACAACAAGAACAACCAUCAUAUCCACAAGUUCAACAACAAUAUAGUAAAGAAAGAAUACCAGCAUCACAACCACCAUCAUAUAAUCCACCACAACCAACACAACAACAACAACAACAAACUAAUAAUAACGGAACAACAGUACAACAAAAACAAAGAACAUCACAAAACUAUCAACAACCACCACCACAACAACAACAACAAGUUAGUAAUAAUAGUAAUUUCCAAUCAAAUUUUAAACCAACAUUUACAACACCAGUUAAUCAAUUUAUUUCAAACUCUAGAACAAGCAUGGAUAUUACAGUUAAUUUCCCAGAUAUGGUAGGAGAAGGUAUGGGUGCCUAUGCUAUCUAUAAGAUCGUUACAAAAUCAGCCCUCAAUGAGAACCCAGAUUAUAAAAAAGAAGUUUCUGUAAAUCGUCGUUAUUCUGACUUUUUAUGGUUAAGAAAUGCUUUAAAAGAAACUAGAAAAGGUUGUAUCAUUCCACAAUUACCUGAAAAAGCUGUAUUAAAUAAUCGUAAUAAAGACUUUUUAGAACAACGUAGAAGAGAUUUAGAGAAAUUUUUAAAUAGAGUUGUUGAAAGUAAUUCAUUAGCACAAUCAAAUGAAAUAUUAACAUUUUUAGAAGGAUCAGAUGAACAAUUGAACGCAGCAAAACAAAGUAGACCAGAUCAAUCCAAUAUGGAAUCAUCAACCAUGUCACCACCACCAUCACAAGAAGGUGGUAAAAUGGGUAAGAUUUCAUCAUUCUUUGGUAAUUCAAUCUCUACUUUAACUCAAGGCGUUCACUCUGUUAAAGAGAUUGAUGGUUGGUUUGGUGAUAAGAAAAGUUAUAUCUUACAAUUGGAUUCAACACUACAUCGUUUAGAGGAUACAAUUAACAAUGUCAUUAGAAAACGUAGAGAGUUGGCCGCUGCAAUGGGUGAACUUACAUCUGCAGGUUUAUCAUUCUCCUCUUGUGAGAUUCCAGUUCGUCAAGAUAUCGCCAAUGGUUAUCAACGUUUAACCGAGGUUGAAAACAAUAUUAGACAGGGUAUGGAAGAUCUUUCAAACAAUGAACAAGGCUACUUUGAAGAGGGUAUCAGAGAUUAUCUUCGUGCAAUCUCAUCCGUUAAGGAAUUAUUAAACGAUCGUUUGGACGCUUUAAUGUCAAUGCAAAACAAUGAACGUAAUGUCGCUGCCAAGAAAGAAAAAGCCGCAAAAACAACUGGUGCAAAGGCUGCCAAUAUGCAAAAGGAAGUUGAUGAUGCCGUUAGAAAAUUAACUGAAGCCACCACUGAAUAUGAAAAGAUCUCUGCCUCUGCUCGUCUUGAACUUACAAAAUUCGAUGAAAAGAGAGCUUAUGAAAUGAAGAGAAUCUUAAACUAUGUCAUUCGUUUAAAUUUAGAUCACUUCUUAAAAUCUUCUGAUUGUUGGAGAGAACUUUUAACUGAACAACACUCAAAUGGUGAUCCAAAUUUCGAUUCUAAAAAUAAAGCUUCUUGGGGUUCAACUUCUAUUUAA
This is a messenger RNA of Dictyostelium discoideum AX4, 1638 nucleotides long. It is a transcript of the gene vps5, whose product is annotated as Phox domain-containing protein. The record is from RefSeq and is a predicted model, not a curated record. Gene Ontology annotation, molecular function: phosphatidylinositol binding. The transcript has 3 exons. Gene Ontology annotation, cellular component: cytoplasm; cytosol; membrane. Lineage: Eukaryota; Evosea; Eumycetozoa; Dictyosteliales; Dictyosteliaceae. Bases 1 to 1638 code for a protein of 545 amino acids.